UGCGCGCUCAGUCUCCGGUGCGAUGAUCCCCGUCCCGGUGGCGGCGCGUCCUCUGGUCUCGCCGGGUCCCACCACGUCCUGGGUGUGAGCGGGUGCAACCGGGUGCUGCUGUGCUGAGCGCCGUGCUUGAGCACCGCGCCGCGACCCGACCGCCCCCUCACCAUGAGUACCAUGAGGAGGCAGAAGAGAGUCGGAUUCCUUCAAAGAUCGGCAAAUGUGGGCUCUAUGAGAAGACCAAGCACAAUGGGGGAUAUGAGCUCAGCCAGUUUCCUCCACAUGGGGGACAUUGUGUCCCUCUAUGCGGAGGGAAGUGUUUGUGGUUUCCUUAGUACCCUAGGUUUGGUUGAUGAUCGGAGUGUGGUUUGCCCAGAAGCAGGAGAUCUAUCCAACCCACCUAAAAAGUUUAGAGAUUGCUUGUUCAAAAUAUGUCCCAUGAAUCGUUACUCUGCUCAGAAACAAUUUUGGAAAGCUGCAAAACAAAGUGGAAGCUCCUCAACGGACGCUGUGCUGCUGAAGAGAUUGCAUCAUGCUGCUGAAAUUGAAAAGAAACAGAAUGAGUCUGAAAAUAAAAAAUUGCUUGGAAAUGUUGUGCAGUAUGGAAGCGUUGUUCAGAUAUUACAUUUGAAAUCCAAUAAAUUUCUUACGGUGAAUAAGCGUCUCCCUGCACUGCUUGAGAAAAAUGCCAUGCGCGUCUACUUAGAUGCAAAUGGUAAUGAAGGAUCAUGGUUUUACAUUCUUCCAUGCUACAAAUUACGCUCAACUGGUGACAAUGUUGUUGUAGGAGACAAGGUAAUAUUAACACCAGUUAAUGCUGGGCAGCAAGUACUACAUGUUGCUGCAAACUUUGAACUUCCUGAUAAUCCUGGGUGUAAAGAGGUUAAUGUUGUGAACUCAAGUACUUCUUGGAAGGUAAAUCUGUUCAUGGAAAAUAGAGAAAAUCAAGAGGAAAUUUUGAAAGGAGGAGAUGUUGUGCGACUUUUCCACGCUGAACAGGAAAAAUUUUUAACCAUGGAUGAGUACAAAAAAGUUCAGCAUGUUUUCUUGAGAACAACCUCUAGAUCCUCUGCAACGGCAGCUACCAGCAGUAAAGCUCUCUGGGAAGUUGAGGUUGUGCAACAUGAUCCAUGCCGUGGUGGUGCUGGACAUUGGAAUUGCUUGUUUCGAUUUAAGCAUCUUGCUACAGGCCAGUACUUAGCUGCUGAAAUUGAUGAUGAUGAUGCAACUGAUCAAAUGAGAUCCAAGCUGAGAGGAAAUGGACAGGUGUUCCAUUUGGUAUCGGUUCCACAUUCUGUAGAAAUAGCAUCAUUGUUUGAACUAGAUCCAACCACCCUCACUAGAGGUGAUUCUUUGGUGCCACAAUCCUCCUAUGUUCGUCUUCAUCACCUUUGUACCAACACGUGGGUUCACAGUACAUCAAUCCCUAUAGACAAGGAUGAGGAAAAACCUGUCAUGUCUAAAGUUGGAUGUGCCCAUGCUAAAGAAGACAAAGAGGCCUUUGCCUUAAUUUCAGUCUCUCCUACAGAGGUAAGAGAUUUGGACUUUGCCAAUGAUGCUUGUAAGGUUCUUGCAUCUAUUUCAACAAAGCUUGAAUCGGGAACCAUCACUGCUAAUGAAAGGAGGGCCGCAACAUGUCUUCUUCAGGACAUAGUUUAUUUUCUUGCUGGCUUAGAAAAUGACCAAAACAAAUCUGAAGCUUUGGAUCUCACUGUGUCAAACUUAAGCAGAGAUCGACAAAAGCUGUUAAGAGAACAAUAUAUUUUAAAGCAGUUAUUUAAAAUUUUGCAAGCUCCAUUUUUAGAAUUUCAGGGAAAGGGACCUUUUCUCAAAAUAGAAGAUUUGAAUGAUGCUCGCCAUGCCUCAUACAAAUACAUGUUUCGUCUGUGCUAUCGCAUUCUCCGACUGAGUCAGCAGGCCUAUAGAAAAAACCAGGAAUACAUUGCAAAGCACUUUGCCUUCAUGCAAAAGCAAAUUGGCUAUGAUAUUCUUGCUGAAGACACCAUUACUGCCCUUUUGCACAACAAUAGAAAACUUCUAGAAAAACAUAUUACCGCUGCUGAAAUUGAGACAUUUGUUAAUCUUGUACGAAAGAAUAUGCAUUCUUGGCAGUCAAGGUUUCUAGAUUACUUAUCAGAUUUGUGCAUCUCAAAUAAAAAAGCCAUUGCUGUUACUCAAGAGCUAAUUUGCAAGAGUGUGUUCAGUGAAAAAAAUGAAGAUAUCCUCAUUGAAACAAGAAUGAUGAAAACCCUUGAAGUUGAAGAGAGAGAUGAUGAAAGUAAUGAUUAUGCUCCACUCUUAGAGCAUGAAGAUGUUGUUCUGUUUUGGAACAAUCGACAGAACUCACUGUCCCUUGUUGAUCUGUCUCACAAGGCAAAAGAUGGUAAUGCCCAAGAACAAGCCUUGUUGGAAUAUUAUCGACAUCAGCUAAAUCUGUUUUCAAACAUGUGUCUGAAUCGGCAGUAUCUUGCCCUAAACAAUUUAUCACAGAAUCUUGAUAUUGACCUUAUUCUAAAAUGUAUGGCUGAUGAUGAUAACGUUCCAUUUGAACUAAGGGCAUCUUUUUGUCGCUUAAUGCUACAUCUUCAUGUUGAUCGUGAUCCGCAAGAACCAGUGACACCUGUAAAAUAUGCUAGACUUUGGCCAGAAAUAUCAUCCAAAAUGACCAUCAAUGAUUAUGACUGUAAUAAGUCAAGAGAUCCUAAUAAGGAGGCUGUACGUCAGCGAUUUGCAUCCACCAUGAAGUUUGUAGAAAACUAUCUUACGAAUAUUGUUGGCAAAGUUGGAAGCUUUUCAGACAACUCACAAAAUAAGUUAACAUAUGAGGUUGUUAAAUUGGCAAGGGAGCUUAUAUAUUUCGGUUUUUAUAGCUUCAGUGACUUAUUGAGCUUAACAAAAAUGCUCCUGAAUAUUCUUGACUGCGUAUCUGAAACAGACUUUUUAGCGGGCAAAUUACCUACUGAAGAAAUAAGCUCUGAUGAUCAGAAUGGAACUGAAGAAGAUAUAAAUGAGAGGAUCAUCGAUCAAACUAAGUCACUUAAAGAUCGAAAGCCUUCUGAAGGAGGAGUUUUACGUUCAAUUGGUGAUAUGGGUGCUGUGAUGACCAGUUUAACAUUGGGAACAGCAGGACUAGAAAGGAGUGGAAGUGUACAGAGUAAAACAAGUCAAAUGAAGAAAGAGUAUCCAUUAGUCAUGGAUACUAAACUAAAAAUUAUUGAGAUACUUCAGUUUAUUUUGGAUGUAAGGCUUGACUAUAAAAUAAGCUGUCUCCUUUCAAUCUUCAAACAUGAAAAUGAAAAGGAGAAAAAUUCGGGUGAUGCAUUGGACUUGGAGUUAAUAGGAACUCAGGCAGAGAGUAUCUUCGGUAGCAGUGCUGAUUGUGCAGAAUUGGAUUUGGAUGGACAAGGUGGCAGAACAUUUUUAAGAGUGCUCUUGCAUCUAUCAAUGCAUGAUUACCCACCUUUAGUGUCUGGAGCUUUACAUUUGUUGUUCAGACACUUCAGCCAGCGACAGGAAGUGUUGCAGGCAUUUAAGCAGGUCCAACUGCUUGUGUCAGACAGUGAUGUAGAAUCAUACAAACAGAUUAAAGCUGACUUAGACACUUUACGACAAUCUGUUGAGAAAUCUGAGUUGUGGGUGUAUAAAUCAAAGAGUGUAGAUGAACUAGGCAAUAAAAAAGUGGCUGAAGAUGAGGAAGAUCAAGACAGACAAGAACGAAAAACUCCAGCCCCUCAACUAGGAAGUGAGAGCAAGCAGGGUUCAUCAUUAGAACUUGAUGUUGGCCCUCCACUCCAUGAAGAACAGGCUCAAGAGUAUAAGAAGAUUAGAGAUAUUUUGAUCAGAAUGAACAAGCUCUGUGUUGCAACUGACAAACCACGAAAGCACGAACAGCGUCUGUUGCGCAAUGUUCAUGUUCAUACGGUUGUGUUAGAUUUGCUUCAAAUUCCAUAUGAUCAGAAGGAGGACACUCGCAUGAAUCAGCUAAUGGGUCUUGCCCAUGAGUUUCUUCAAAACUUUUGCUUGGGUAACCAUCAAAACCAAGUACUUUUGCACAAACAACUGGAUCUUUUUCUCAACCCAGGGAUUCAGGAUGCUCAAACUGUGUGCAGCAUAUUCCAAGACAAUCCAACCCUUUGUAGUGAAGUUAGUGAAAAGGUCAUUCAACACUUCGUGCACUGCAUUGAAACUCAUGGCCGACACGUUCAAUAUCUCAAGUUCCUGCAAACAAUAGUGAAAGCUGAAAACCAGUUUAUUCGUCGCUGUCAGGAGAUGGUCAUGCAGGAACUCAUUAAUGCUGGAGAAGAUGUUCUUGUAUUUUAUAAUGACAAAGCUUCUUUCAAUUCUUUCGUUGAGAUGAUGCGUUCGGGAAGACAUCGCAUGGAUGAGAGUAGCCCUCUUAGGUAUCAUGUGGAAUUAGUAAAGUUAUUAGCAUGCUGCACCAUGGGGAAGAAUGUCAACACAGAAAUCAAGUGUCACAGUAUGUUACCAUUGGAUGGUAUUGUUGAUAUGGUUUCUCACGACGACUGCAUUCCAGAAGUAAAAGAGGCCUACAUCAAUUUCCUGAAUCAUUGUUAUAUUGACACUGAAGUUGAAAUGAAAGAAAUAUACACCUCCCACCACAUGUGGAGUUUGUUUGAAAAGAGUUUCCCUAUUGAUUUGGCGACAGUCGCCAAUCAUACAGCAGACAGAAAACACGCCGAUCGAGCUCUCGAGAGCUAUGUUUGUAAUAGUGUGAUGAACGUUAUUACUACAUUUUUCAAUAGUCCUUUCUCAGAUCAAUGCACCACUGUUCAGGCUCGACAACCUAUUUUUGUAAAACUCCUCCAGUCAGCAUAUAGAGUUUCCCAGUGCUCAUGGCUUGAUCCUGCUCAACGUGUACAAGUUGAAAACUGUAUUCGUACUCUGUCUGAUGUUGCCAAGAAUCGCACCAUUGCCAUACCAUCUGACUUGGAGAGUCAAGUUCUGGCAAUGUUUAGUAAACCGGCUCAACUUAUACGUCAAAACACAAAGAGGAUGCAGCCACUUAAGUUGAUUUCAAAAUUAGAAAGAUCUCAGUCCCAGCUCAUCAAACUGGAUAGAAAUAUCAUAGAAGGCCUUCAAGACAUAGUUUCCCUCCUAGAAGACCAGCUCAAGCCCCUUGUUCAAUCAGAGCUAUCCCUUCUUGUUGACAUCUUGUACAGGCCAGAACUACUUUUCCCUCAAGGUUCUGAAGCUCGCAAGGGCUGUGAGAGUGGGGGAUUCAUUCGAAAACUUAUUAAACACACUGAAGAGUUACUUGAGGAAAAAGAAGAAAAAUUGUGUGUCAAAGUUCUUCGCACUCUGCGAGAGAUGAUGUCGAUUGAUCCUGACUAUGGUGAAAAGGAAGAACCUCAGGUUCUUGGAAUUGAACAGUCUCGGGGAGAUCAGCUCAGACAGCUGCUGUUGACAAGGUAUUUUGACAGUACUCUGACUCAGCGACAGGAAAAUGUGGAUCCAGCCUUGUCAAGACAUUUACCACAAGUCAUGCAUGGCCCUGGAGCUAAGAUGCUAAGCAGAGCUGGUUGCACUUUGCAUGAAGUACAGUGUCAUCUCGAUCGUGAAGGUGCCUCAGAUCUUGUAGUGGAGUUGGUAAUAAAAUCUGUUCAUUCCCCUUCAAUAUUUGGUGAAGCAGUAGAGUUGGGUAUUGCCCUUUUAGAAGGUGGAAACCCUGUAAUCCAGAAGAGCAUGUAUAGUAAACUUUUAGGAGGUGAUCUAAGUCAAGCCUUCUUUAAGGUGUUUUAUGAUAAGAUGCGUGAUGCCCAACAAGAGAUUAAAUCCACUGUGACAGUGAAUACAUCAGACAUUGCAGCCAAAGCACAUGAAGACAAAGAUCAAGGGAAAGAGCAAGAAAAGAUGUCAAAAAAACGAGGGGCUAAAACAAAUGGUAUGGUGAUAUCCGAGGAAUUAAAUGAAGAACUUAACCAUGCUGCACUUGCAACCAGCCAAGCAUAUGUCAAUGCCCGAAAUGUAUCUUCCGGAGAUGAUCCAAGUUCGGUGACUGCUGGUGCCCACAGCUCUGCCUUAGAGGAUAUGAUUGCAGAGAAAGAACGUUACAGAGAUCAAGAAGAUCCAAAUCGACUUUCUAGCAAAGUUCUAGUUAUGCAACCUAUUCUUCGCUUUUUGCAGUUGCUAUGUGAAAACCACAAUCGUGAUCUUCAGAAUUUGUUGAGGAAUCAAAACAACAAAACCAACUAUAAUUUGGUUUCCGAAACGCUCAUGUUCCUGGAUUGUAUUUGCGGAUCAACAACAGGUGGCCUUGGGCUUCUUGGGUUGUACAUUAAUGAAAAUAAUGUGGCCCUUAUAAACCAAACUCUUGAAACUUUAACAGAAUAUUGUCAGGGUCCUUGCCAUGAUAACCAAAACUGCAUCGCAACUCAUGAAUCUAAUGGCUUGGAUAUUAUAACAGCCUUAAUUUUAAAUGACAUAAAUCCAUUAGGGAAGACUCGUAUGGAUCUUGUCCUUGAAUUAAAAAAUAAUGCAUCCAAACUGUUACUAGCAAUUAUGGAAAGUCGUGGAGACUCUGAAAAUGCCGAGCGUAUAUUGUAUAACAUGAAUCCUAAGCAGCUUGUUGAUGUUGCUUGCCGAGCUUUUCAUCAGGAGGCUCUAGAUGAUGAUGAUGAUGACAAUGAUGAUUCAUCAACAGAGGAUGACCAAGGUGUCUCACCAAAAGAGGUUGGGCAUAAUAUUUACAUUCUUUGUCAUCAACUGGCGCAGCAUAACAAAGAAUUGGCGGCAAUGUUGAAACCAUCUGUAACUAACACAGAUGCUAAAGUUAAUCAAGCUUUAGAAUAUUAUGCAUCACAUACUGCUCAAAUUGAGAUUGUUCGUCAUGACAGAACUCUUGAGCAAAUAGUUUUUCCUAUACCUGAAAUGUGUGAGUAUUUGACUGAAGAAACUAAGUUGAAGGUGUUGCAUACAGCAGAAAGAGAUGAUCAGGGAUCCAAAGUUUCGGACUUUUUUGAACGUACUGAGGAUAUGCUCCAUGAAAUGCAAUGGCAGAAAAAACUACGCGGUCAACAGGCAUUGUUCUGGGUUGGAAGUUUCAUGUCCAUGUGGAGUAACAUUGUUUUCUACUGCACUGUUGUGAUAAACUUCAUCAUAGCUGCCUAUCAUCCAUUUCAAAACGAUGUUGAUGGACUUGGUUCAAGCUUAUCUGGGGUUGUUUGGGCGCUAAUCAUGGCAUCUGGGGCAUUAGUCAUGUGGGUACCAAGAAAAUCAGGCAUGAUAACAUUGGUCGGCUCUGUCACAUUUAAAUUGAUUUAUUUCAUGGGACCUGAAAGCACAUUGACAAUGUUAGGUAUGAUUACGGUUGGUUUAAAAACUGUUCAUCUAGUGAGCAUCAUGUUUAACCAAGGCACAUUGACCAAAAAUUACGAGCAAAUAAUUACAGACACACAACUCCUAUAUCAUGUUGCUUACCUCCUUUUGUGUGGCUUAGGUCUGGUUAUGCACCCAUUCUUCUUCUCUGUUCUGCUACUGGAUGUAGUUUAUCGAGAAGACACCCUUAUAAAUGUCAUACGCUCAGUGACUCGUAAUGGUCGAUCAAUCGUAUUAACUGCAGUGUUAGCUUUGAUUCUUGUCUACAUGUUUUCAAUUAUUGGCUACAUGUUCUUCAGAGAUGAUUUCCUUGUUUCUGUGGACUCUGACCUUGGAGGAGAACUUGAUAAUAAUGGCACUGCUGAGGAAGAGGUGAAAGAGAGGGCUUGCGACUCUAUGGCAAUGUGUAUUAUAACUACACUUAAUCAAGGCCUCCGUAAUGGAGGUGGCAUUGGUGACAUAUUACGUGCACCCAGUAACAAGGAGCCUUUAUUUUUUGCCCGGGUAGUAUACGAUCUUCUGUUCUUCUUUAUUGUCAUCAUUAUUGUGUUAAACCUCAUUUUUGGUGUCAUCAUUGACACAUUUGCUGACCUCAGGAGUGAGAAACAACAAAAAGAACUUAUAUUAAAGAAUACAUGUUUUGUUUGUGGUUUGAAUCGAUCUGCUUUUGACAAUAAAACUGUUAGUUUUGAGGAACACAUGCACUGUGAGCAUAACAUGUGGCACUAUCUCUAUUUUAUUGUACUUGUAAAAGUUAAGGACCCUACAGAGUUUACUGGUCCUGAGAGCUAUGUGUAUGCCAUGGUCAAGGAUCGGAACUUGGAGUGGUUCCCUAGAUUAAGAGCAAUGUCUUUGGCAGCUGAUGAGAGUGAGGGAGAGCAGAUGGAAUUACGUAGCUUGCAGGCACAGUUGGAAGUCACCCAGAGUCUCGUUCAACACUUGUCUCACCAAUUAACAGAAUUAAGGGAUCAAAUGACUGAACAACGCAAACAGAAGCAACGAAUUGGUCUCCUUAAUUCUACCACAGCUUACCUUCACCAGCUGUAGGGAUUAAAGGAUUUUUUUUAGUCUUAUCAAAGUUAGUCUCUAGUGUUGUUUUAAAUAAUUUAAUUUGUAUUCCAAGUCCGGGAAUAAUAAUAACAACUUGGAAGUUAAAGAAAAUAGAGACAGUUAUUCUAGUGCUUUGUUGUAUUGCUGGUAUAGGUAUUUCUAAAGUUAAUUUGAAGUCUAAAUUGUAGAUUAUUUUCCUUAUCCAUUGUUGAAGUUUGAAGUUGUCAUUUUUUAAAAAUAAUUUGUACAUUGCUGUGUAUCAAUCAUUAGGUAUCCACAAGGCAAAAAUUCCAUUUAGUAUAUUAGUUCUUAUAUUUUUGAUCUAAAAUGUUCUGUACGCUAGUCACAGAGAUUUCUUUCUUAAAGUGAGUGGUGCCAAAAAUGUCUUGACUUGUGAAACCUGAUCAGUAGUUUUAACAGAGUCCGUUUAUUCCUGCAAAUUGUUAAUAGAAGUCACAGUUAUUUGGGUACUGGUGACUGUUUGCAAUUUAUUCUAGGUCAAAAGAAUUAUCUCUUUUGAUUGCCAAAUAGAUAAUUUCUUGAAAUGUCAACAUAUAAGUUACAGCUAUAAGCAUUCUUGUCUUUUUGUUGCUUCCCUUGCCCUUUGCGUUUUCAUUACACAACGAUUUGUGGUAAAAGUACCUAGUUAAGAUUACAUUAGAUUUGAUUAUAUAUGUAUAGUUUUCCCUUUAAUAUUUUGUGCCUUUUUCUUGUCGCACUUUGAUCUUUUUUUCUUUGCAAAAAUUGAUGACUCUCUAUUCUGUACUAUCAGUGCCUCAUAUGAUUAUGAUUGGUACAUAUCGUUAUGUGAUAAUUCUUGUCUUUCUCGUACCUUCACUUAGUGUUUCCUCUUUUCAUAAUUUAUAUUUUUUGUCAGCACAAAACUUUUUUAGAUAUUUUAUUUGAGCGUUAGGUAAUCACAAUCAUUUGUUUGGGCGUUGCCCAUAUGCAUUGUGUUUGGUGUGGUCUUCCCAUUUCAUUUUAUAAAUGUUACAACCUGAUGUAUAUUCUAUUGCAUGAGUUUGUAUAUUGUUAUCAACUGUUGUCUAAAUUCAAGAGAUUUAUAGAUUUUAAUUAUUUAUGGGCAAUUCUGUUCCAUAAGGGGACUGUACACUUUAUCAUGUCUUUUUGCCACUAAUUUCCCCCCUUCUUGUUUUCUCCAAAAUACUGGAGAAGGGACUCCUACUGUUAAAGGACUGUAUCCAAGUGUCACUUUGUACAUUCAUUAAGUGAUAUCGAAUGUAUAAGCAAGUUUUGCAAACUGCCUAGCAGUAAUAUGGAUCUGAUGAUAAAGAUAGUCAAAAAUGAACUUGAAAUGAACCGAUUAAUUCGUUAUGGGUUACAGACAUGUUAAUCUGUAUUUUGUGCCAUCUUCCACAUGACUUGUAGAGACCUGCAGUCCAGUCUUUCAUCAAAACAUUCAUUUCCUGACGUUUUCGGUCUCCAGUGUUUCAAAUUUUUUAUGUUUUGAUAGUUUAAGAAAAACAAAAAUUUCUUGGUUGUGUUACAUUUGUGGGAAGGUAUCACAAGAAAAGCCACCUUCACUUGUUAACUUUAAGAUUUAUUUUUAUUGUUUACUUUGAGUUCUGUAACAUUUUUGUUAUAGUUAAAGUGAAUAAAUCAUAUAACUUGUUUA
This is a messenger RNA of Frankliniella occidentalis (western flower thrips), 10015 nucleotides long. RefSeq names its product inositol 1,4,5-trisphosphate receptor (gene Itpr). Gene Ontology annotation, molecular function: inositol 1,4,5-trisphosphate-gated calcium channel activity; inositol 1,4,5 trisphosphate binding. Gene Ontology annotation, cellular component: membrane; endoplasmic reticulum. The record is from RefSeq and is a predicted model, not a curated record. NCBI's taxonomy places the organism in Eukaryota, Metazoa, Arthropoda, Insecta, Thysanoptera, Thripidae. Gene Ontology annotation, biological process: calcium ion transmembrane transport. Bases 163 to 8376 code for a protein of 2737 amino acids. The transcript is spliced from 50 exons.